Homo sapiens (human) is the source of this 2170-nucleotide messenger RNA. It is a transcript of the gene DBP, whose product is annotated as D-box binding PAR bZIP transcription factor. Gene Ontology annotation, cellular component: nucleus. Bases 386 to 1363 code for a protein of 325 amino acids. The record is from RefSeq and is marked reviewed. Gene Ontology annotation, biological process: regulation of DNA-templated transcription; positive regulation of transcription by RNA polymerase II; liver development. NCBI's taxonomy places the organism in Eukaryota, Metazoa, Chordata, Mammalia, Primates, Hominidae. Gene Ontology annotation, molecular function: DNA-binding transcription factor activity; DNA-binding transcription activator activity, RNA polymerase II-specific. The transcript has 4 exons.
GCACACCUCUCGGUGCAGAUUGCAAAGCGCCUUCCGUUGCGAGAGCUGCAGAUUUUGCAAGAGCCAGGCUCGCCCACCUUGUAGAAGGAGCGCCUUGAGUCCCCUCUCACCCUCGGUUGCAAAGAGCCGACCGCUUGAUCUGGACACCCCCUCGCCCAGAUUGCAUGAUCUCCCGGGACCCUCUUGAGUUGCACGUUUCUGCACCGAGGACCUCAAAUCCCCGUCGCUCCUAGGAUUUGCAGCGUUCUGGAUACUGGAGGGUUGCAGGCUACACUCGCCCGCCCCUGGGCAGACACUCGUCCAAACCACUGGAGUGUGCUGGUGACUGGCAGGCCAGCCCUUCGCCUCUCCAUGAACCCGUGAGCCUGGGGGCAGGUGCCAGGCGAUGGCGCGGCCUGUGAGCGACAGGACCCCGGCCCCUCUGCUGCUGGGCGGCCCGGCCGGGACACCCCCUGGCGGGGGAGCGCUGCUUGGGUUGCGGAGCCUUCUGCAGGGGACCAGCAAGCCCAAAGAGCCGGCCAGCUGUCUCCUGAAGGAAAAGGAGCGCAAGGCGGCCCUGCCUGCAGCCACAACCCCUGGGCCAGGCCUGGAGACUGCGGGCCCGGCGGAUGCCCCGGCUGGGGCAGUGGUGGGCGGAGGGUCCCCGCGGGGGCGCCCGGGGCCGGUGCCCGCCCCGGGUCUGUUGGCGCCACUGCUGUGGGAGCGCACGCUGCCGUUCGGCGAUGUGGAGUACGUAGACCUGGACGCCUUCCUGCUGGAGCACGGGCUCCCGCCCAGCCCGCCGCCCCCCGGUGGCCCGUCGCCGGAGCCGUCGCCCGCGCGGACGCCCGCACCCUCCCCAGGGCCGGGUUCGUGCGGCUCGGCUUCCCCCCGCUCCUCUCCUGGGCACGCCCCCGCCCGGGCUGCCCUCGGGACCGCCAGCGGCCACCGCGCAGGCCUGACCUCUCGGGACACACCCAGCCCUGUGGACCCAGACACCGUGGAGGUGUUGAUGACCUUUGAACCCGACCCAGCUGAUCUUGCCCUAUCAAGCAUUCCUGGCCACGAGACCUUUGACCCUCGAAGACAUCGCUUCUCAGAAGAGGAACUUAAGCCCCAGCCAAUCAUGAAGAAGGCAAGAAAAAUCCAGGUGCCGGAGGAGCAGAAGGAUGAGAAAUACUGGAGCCGGCGGUACAAGAACAACGAGGCAGCCAAGCGGUCCCGUGACGCCCGGCGGCUCAAGGAGAACCAGAUAUCGGUGCGGGCGGCCUUCCUGGAGAAGGAGAACGCCCUGCUGCGGCAGGAAGUUGUGGCCGUGCGCCAGGAGCUGUCCCACUACCGCGCCGUGCUGUCCCGAUACCAGGCCCAGCACGGGGCCCUGUGAGGCUGCCCCACAUCCCCACCUGGCGGAGCUCUCCUCCGCCUUGCUGAGACUUACGCCCUGUUCCCUUCCUGCCCUGUGGCCCACGGGCCGGCCAGCUGGGUGCCCCAGGGACGUGAUAAUGCAGAUAAAUACAUUUAUAUUUUUAAGAAAAAGCGAGCCUCCCCCCUCCCUUGCGGGGGCGGGGAGGGUUCUCUGUGUGUGUCCCCGGCACGUCAGGGACCCUAUCCUCCCACCGCCUCCGUUAACACGAUCCUGAAUAAAUCUUGAGAACCCCAGAGCCAGCUGUUGUGGAAGAAGAGGGCAGCUCCCUGGCAUACUGGCUGCAGCCCGUGGGCAGCUCCGGGCUGUCGUCCAUAGAGGGCAGGCGCUGCUGGAAGUGCUGGAGUCUGAGUCCUCCCGCGGGCUGUCGGAUGGAGGAAGGGCAGAAGGUCUGAGAGGAAUGAAGCGACUGCCUUUAUUGCAUAGACCUUUUCAAUUGCUUUUUAGAUUGGGGACGGAGGACGCGCAUGAGACGAACAGGGGAUAUGAAUUUCCCCGCCCCCACCCGCGGGGAGAGGAACAUUAGUGCAAAUCCUAGCGCCGGCCCCGGGGAACCUGCCCCUCCUGGGCUGAUUGGCCAGCUAAAUGGAGGCACCGGAGUGGAUGGGGCGAGGCUGCGGGCCCUGACCGGCCGACUCACUGAGGCCUACCCCAGCCAGUACAUUCCAGGUCCUGUCAUUGGGCGACGCGUAAAAUAGACUCCGCCCUCAGCCAUCCUGGCCGGGUAGGAGCAGGUGGCAAGCGUCAGGACUGAGCCCUGCCCCGUAA